This is a messenger RNA of Entamoeba nuttalli P19, 426 nucleotides long. RefSeq lists its product as hypothetical. The record is from RefSeq and is a predicted model, not a curated record. Bases 1 to 426 code for a protein of 141 amino acids. NCBI's taxonomy places the organism in Eukaryota, Evosea, Mastigamoebida, Endamoebidae. The transcript is spliced from 2 exons.
AUGCCUCGAAUAGGCAAUCAUAAAAAUACUACACGUAAAUCAUCUCAUUUUCAACCUAAAUUAGUUGGAACUAAAAGAAAACAUCCUCAAUUCGCUCGAAGAAAACAAAAAAAAACAGAACAAAAAGAAAAUGAAGAUAGUAAUGACAAACAACAAAACGAGUUUAAUGAAGAACAAAACGAAAGUAUUAAGCCAGUAAAAAAAACGAAAAAAAAUCUUUCUCAACAAGAACAAUUUGAUAUUAUUGAAGAAAUGAGUAAAAAAUAUGACCAAAAAAUACAAAUAAAUAAUACAAUUGAUACUGAGAAAGUUAAAAAAGUUGAAAAGAAAGUUGCUCGAAAAUUAAUGAAUAAACAAAAGAAACAACAAAUUAAAGAUUCAAUUUAUGAAGAAUUAAGAAAACAAUUACAUUCUAAAACAAAAUAA